Sphenostylis stenocarpa is the source of this 1035-nucleotide messenger RNA. The record is from the annotation of a GenBank genome assembly. Lineage: Eukaryota; Viridiplantae; Streptophyta; Magnoliopsida; Fabales; Fabaceae.
AUGGUCAACAUUGAUAGGGGCACCGAUAAGAAUGUCUGUACUUCAUCUGUCAAUGAAACUCAGGGACCUUUACUUGAGCUGAAGAAUUUUGCAAUUAGAAGAGGACGAGUCUUACUUUCUCAAACUGAGGAAGGCCAUACACAUAACACUGACCCAAGUCUCAGUGAAGAAGCACUUCCCGCAGAUUGUGCUGAAAUGUCUGAAGGCAUUAAACCUGCACGCAUAUUUAAAAGGUUGCGAAAAUCUGUAGAUACUGAAAGCAAUAUGAAUCAGAAAAACAAUGGGCUUUUUGCUUCAACAGUAAACAUUCUCAAGUCAUCUUCCGCCUCCAAUCCCUCACAAUAUAAGCAUGACCAAGAUGCCUAUGUAUCUAAUGAUGAAGAUGGCGAGGAUGACAAUUCAUUUGACAGUUUCAUAGAUGACAGGACCAACCCUUCGGCAGCCAGUCAGCCUGAAGCUAGUAGAAUGGACAUGAUGGCGAUUUACAGGCGUUCUUUGCUCAGUCAAGCACCGUGUAAUGGAGGGCGUGACUUUUCUGCCGCCUUCACUCCUAACAGUGUGACCAUGGCAGCCAGUAUUAGUGAAAGUGGGGAUUCUUCAACGAAGACAGUGAAUAAUUUCCAUACAGAGCCAACCAAACAGUCAGCACAUCGUACUUCGGAAUCUGUUAUCAUCGACCAGAAAACCUCAGAAGCAGUGCCUUCAAGUUGUUCUCCUAUGGGAAAUGUGUCAGAGAUAAGAAGUCGCAAACGAAGAUUAGCGUUUUACCACUCUGAACACUUCCUAAAUAUGAACCUUGAACAAGAAUUUUCACUUCAAUCAAAGAAAGAAGCGGUGGAUGUCAAUGCAACCACAGAUGUUUUAUGUGAUGAUCAGUUUUAUAAUGAACUUGAUCUUGACGAAUUGGAGGAGCAAGCAACUUUGCUUCUAAAACGGAAAUUAGAUUUGUCAAUUCAGAAGCAAGAUACGCCCCCUCAAUCUCACUCACCCAACCUUGAUAUUUUUAGUUCUCCUUCAUUUGACCUUGGUAUAUGA